AUGGACGGCGACUCGAGCCAGCUGGCCGUGCAGCCUCUUGUCGCGGCCGGCUCCUUCAAUUGGGUCUUCCUGGUUGAGAUACUGGUCUGCGGCAUCUUGGGACUCUUCUUCCUGUUCUACUUCAACCGGCUGUUCGCUACUCUUAUCGCCUACUGCAUUCGAGCGUGGACAUGGCACAAAUACCGGGCUUACAUCGACAUAACCGCUCUGCAGAUCAGCUUGCUUGGAGGGCGGAUUUUCUUCAAGAGCAUCCGCUAUCAUGCUCAUAAUGUCACGGUACUGGUCUACGAAGGUCAUAUCACCUGGAGAUAUUGGUUGCGGCUGGUGCAAAAGGCGGAAGCGUUCGAGGCGGAGGGCCUGAGCAAGACAUCCAAGGAUCCUUCUGUUGAAAAGGACGAUGAUAGCAGCAGCGGGAAGGAGAAGGACAAGUCGCGGAGUCGAAGUGUGGGCAAAGAAGAAAGGGCGGGUGGCAAAAUGAAAAAGGAAUUGCCCUGCCGAAUAUCUGUCAAGGUAGCUGGGGUGGAAGCAUUCGUGUACAAUCGCAGUCCACUGUAUGACAUGAUAGUGGAGCAGACUCGAAAGAAGGCUCCUCAACCACCAAGCUCUUCAGGGAGCGACGAAAAGCGAGCUGGACACAACACUUCUUCAUCCUCCGGAGACAGUCGGAAGGGCCAGACUGCGUCGUUUGGGUUUGGUCCAGAGAAGACGAACACACAGGACACCACUGGCAUGGCCUCUGUCGAGCAGACAUAUAGCCAAUCGAAUCAGAAGAUGCCAGAGCUACCGGCUUUCUUGCGCAUGUUCCCGAUCAAGAUCGAGUGUAGAAAGGCUGCAGCCGCCGUGGGGAACGAACACACUACCAGUAUAGUCGUCGCGAAACUCGAUAAAGCCGUAGGGACAAUCGACGCUGGCCACGCUGGCCCGCUCGACCUCUACAAGCUGCUUUUCAACUUUGAUCUUGAGAACAUCAACGCGACGAUGAAGCCAAAUCGCGACUUCAAACAGUUGCAACGCGAUGCUGCCAGGCGGAUCCUGAGCGACAAAGAGGCCGAUCCCACGCCCAACGAAUCCAGCCACGCUUUGUUCUUACGUUCGCUCCGGAAGAGGUGGCAUACUCUGACCAACGUUUUCCCGAACAGCAAUAGCGUCAACGGCUCCUUGCGCGCAGCAUCCAUGGUUUCUAAAGUCGACGGCACUAACACGCUACGGGAUGAGCUUCCUGGGCAAACGGAAUGGCAUGGCUUGGCUCGCUACCUGGAGGACGAGAAACAAGAUGAACACGACGAGUGGAAAGACGUUGAAUAUGGCAAAGCAUCAACAUUGGCAGACAUCGAAAAGCUCAACUUUCGCUUCUACUUCGAUAUGCCUGGUCAGGUCCAAAACAACGUUACUGAUGGUAGUAGCUCGGCCUAUCUCGACGACAUGAACGGCUCCAAACCACCAGACUACGGCAUGGAUUUUCUCGUCCAUGGUGGCGUUGUCACAUACGGUCCAUGGACUGACCGCCAAAGGUUGAAUCUGCAGCAGAUCUUCUUUCCUGCUUCGUACGUCGACUCCACGCCGACUGAAACUUUGAAGCCCGGCGAGACGCGGAAUUGGUCACUCUUCAAGAUCUUUGUCCUGGUGGAAAAAGACGUCACCCUGCGCAUCCCAUCCAGAGAGUCAUCCAAAGAUACAAAAUGGCAAGGCCGUGCGGCUAAAAGUAAACACGCUGACGGGCAGGAUGGAGGCACCACAAAGCGGAAAGGCAGACACGGUCGGCCACACCGGCACGCACGGCGGCGCAAAGGCAAGCAAGGUACAGCUGGGAGUGAUGCGAGACCAUAUGCCUGGCUUGACAUAACAGUCAAAACGGACUCCACCAUCAAUUACACAAUGGACAUGUUUGCACGCACCACUGGCUAUGUCAACAAGCUCAAUUGCGACAUUAAAGGCACUGAGAUCACGUCCAGCGUCAACCAUGGUCUGCUUUGGCGGACUGGAGCUGUCUCCUUGGGCGCCGAUCUGUCACAGCCGACUUCGUGGAAUUCGUUACGAAAGUGGCCGUUCGACAUCACCAUCGAUGACAUGGAGCUGUUCAUUCUCCGUGAUCAUAUGUUUUUGAUCAUCGACCUUGUCAACGACUGGUCGUCUGGGCCGCCAGGUGACUUCUUUACAUUCGUGCCGUACAUCUACAGUCUCCGGAUGCUGUUCCGUAACUUCAUCAUCUACCUCAACGUCAACGACUCGAACAUCGUCAACGACUCUGCAGACCUAGACAAGAACGAUUUCUUGACGCUGGAGGGCCGCUUAGAAUCCACGCUGGACAUCAGCAUGGACAAGUAUCGUCCGGUCCGCAACAUGAUCACAUUCGACGUCCUUGCCACAGAUAUGCGCAUGAGGAUGAUCAACCCGACGCGAAGUACAUUCGCCCCCUUCGUCAAGGACAAAGUGGUGGCUGAGCUGCCAAAGCUGACUCUGAGCGGCUCGUACAGUGGUCAUCUCGAGGAGCGGCAUGGGCUGACAGAUACCUUGCGCUUCGACAUCGUUGGUUCUGGUCUGACGCUUAAAGCCUACGGAUUUUUGGUACGCCAGCUCAUCAAUGUCAAGGAGAACUACUUCGGCGACUACAUGCAUUUCAAGACCCUUGAAGAGUUCCAGAGUGCCGAUGAUGACCUUGCUGUCGCCAAUCUCAAGACAUCAAGUCUACCAAAACCAACGUCAACCAAUGAACUGGACGUCAUGCUUUGCAUCAUCGCUGAAGAUGCCACUGUGCUUUUCCCAACCAACAUCUACUCCUGCGACGACUUUGUGCGGAUAGAGUUGCCAGUGGCCAAUCUCGAUUUACGGAUUAUCAGCUACUACCUCGACAUGGGCCUACAGCUUUCACCUUUGACGUUCUUGUCGGGCAGCAUGUCCCAGGACGAUUCCUCCGGCGAUUCUGCAUCCAGUACGCAGAUGUUUGUCAAGCAUGUUGACCUAGAUGGCCACCGCGCUUUUGGGCUACCUCCCGACGAGCCCGCCUACGUGAAUCAGUGGAACAUUGACGUUGGGUCCAUCACGGGCGAGUUCUCAAGCUCCUUCAUCCACGACUUGGCUAUGGCGAGCAGAGCUUUCGUCUACGGCUUCCAAGAUGGCGACAACGCUUUGCCCCUGCCUUCGCCGAGCGUGUUCUUUGACUCCACAUUCGUCCAAGUACGGACAGACAUCGUGCGAAUAUGGUUCCACAUCGGCAAGGAUGCAUUACUGCUUUCUCUUGACCCGGUGGACGUAGUGACGAACGACUGGGCUGGUGAAACAUUCUCUCAAAGAGUCAGUGUACUGGCGCCAAACGUCACUCUUGCUUGCGUGGACGCGAGAAGUGCUGCUCGCAGUCGGGCCCGCGACACGCCAGGUCACAGCGGCAAGGCUACUGUACGAACGUACGCCUUCUUACAGACUGGCGUUGCUGUUAAUGUUGUAAUGCGGAAGCUUCACUUCGAAGAAGAGAGAAGAAAGCAACAAGCCCAUAUCCGCGAGCAUGAUCUGAGGACACAUCGAGCCUCGUUUUUGCAGCGGCGAUCAACUCAGUUCGUUGAUGCGGACCACGAAGACCCUGAGUACUACCCACCUGCGAUGCCGUAUCCUAUGCUGCCAUUGCCACUCAAUCAAUCUGGGGGCUUGCAGUCCAGGCCUGCAUCUCUUCGAUCGGUUCAACAUGCAAAGCAGAUCAACCCAAAGCAAUCGUCUUCGUCGUUGUCUGCCUCUGUCAAAGCUGCACCCGUCCCCAAGAACCCGAGGCUGCAGGAAAUAGAACAAGACGAUCUACUUGCGACACCGUCGUUCCGAAGCGUGCGAAGCAGUAGUCGGGCAUCAUCGGCAGAUUCCAACAGAGGUCGCCAUAGACCUUCCGCAGAUCGAGGCAAAGCUCGCAACGCAUUUGCACGUUCUACCAUGGCAUUCUCCAGCUCGUUUGCCGAGCCAUACUUCCCGCUCGAGUUAGUCCAGCCAGACGAGGCAAACGUUCCUGACUUCAGUCCGAUAGCAGGGGAUGAUGAAACAGAUUCUGACGCAUCAUCGUUAUCAUCCGGCACCAUCGAUGAGCCUGAUCUCGAUGAAGAUGCUGCUCAGACUUCGGUAUUGAUCUCAGUCGCACCCGGCAUAAGAGCAUAUUUUGAGCCGAGAGUUGUGGUCACUGGCACGAAGCUGAUUCGUAAGGUGCUUCCAAAGCAUCCUGAGGAGGUUAUGGAUGCUUUUCAAAUGGAUGUUCUUGCAGCUAUCACUGGAGUGCAGCAGCAACGUCACGGCUCUAACUCGACCUUGGAGAUCAAAGUUGACCUUCCUGCAGCGCAAUUGAGAGCUGCCAACCCUGCUUCAAAUGGCUCGGAAGAUGACCGUCUCGACCUGUCCAUUCGGUCAGUGGAUGUCCUUGUUCGAACAAGGGACCUCCCCAACGGGAGCGGUCCUAACGAGACAAUUGCUGUUCACUCCACAAUGGGCAACGUCGAUGCCACACUCGGUACGAAAACACAACUCGCUGCCGACAAUGCUCCUGCAGCAUUUAGCAUCAGCGACGCUCUGGUUUGGUUGGCUAUCGGAUCAUCGCAGUCCAUCAAUGCAUCUGUCAGUGAGACUGCACUAAGAAUUUCUGGCGAGCAAGCGGCGUACUUGACAGACUUUGUGCUUCGACUGCUGCCAGUCAUAGAGGAGCUUCAGCCGAAGGUGCUGGAACCAUUGGAGAUUGGUCGCCAGCGCCUGCUUCUGCUCAUACGGACGUUGAUCGAGCACAGCGAGGAAAGUGGAGACCCACCGUUCAUGUCGCGGAUGACUUACAUACUGCGAGCUUUUCAGGAGCACUUCCGCAACCAGGAUUCCUGGAAGAUUAUGAUGAGACUCAGGAACAUCUUGCACAAUCUGCCUCCUGAAGUGCGAAAGAGUCUGAUAGAGAGGAGCACCUCUCUAGUGCCAGAGCAAAACUUCGAUGCACCUGUCAAGGAGCUGGAAGAAUGGGCAUCUUGGCGGAACUGGGAUGUACCCAACGUUCACCAGACAGUUGCGUUCCAACAGUUGCUCGAGACUGGCGAUGCCAUGAGUACGCAGCCUGCGGAAAGCAAGCCUCUCAUCCUAGCUGUGAGGUCUGAACACCUUCGAAUUGCUGUCACGGCCGAGAAGUUCUCCAACGAGAUUGUGUUGGAGGAGACCACUCUGGGACUAAGUCAGAUUCCGCCGACAGCGCCUACUGGACUGAUGCUCCUGGACGAGAAUACAAGGACGAAGACCGAGCUUCAAUUGCACACAGGCUCCAUUGCGCUCUCGGCCAAUUGGAGUGUGUUCAACAUCGUCGAACGAAUAUUGCCUCUUGUGGAAAAGCUGCAAGCACUAUCGCAUCGAUUGUCCAAGCCAAAGCGUUCGCCUCCGGAUGGCCACUUGGAGUAUGGCCUCACUCGACAUGUCUUCCAUGUUGUCGUGUCGACAGAUAACGGCAGCAUUGUCCUAGAGACGAUCAAUCUGCGCCACCUUUCUCGAGCCGACCGAAUGAAGUUGUCAGUGAUCGGGACAACCGAAGCAGAAGAGCCCUAUGGACCAUGUGCUAGUGCACUCAUUCACGCCGAAGCUGCAAUCACUGAACUUCGUGGGCCUAAGCGUCGCUUGUGGCACACGAAUCUGGAGUCCCCGAGCAUCUACCUUGACCACCUGCAACCGCGAGCUGAUGCCUCAGUCCCGCCCUCUGUGACCGUUGCCAUCAGCUACAGUACUCUGGAUCUGGCUGUACAGGAGCCGAUACCUGGUCUCCUACACAUUGUCGGCUCCGUCAUCAAAGAUGAGGCUUCGAAAAUCAUGAAGCUGGUGGAUAGCGCACAGUCGUCAACUGUCCCGCAGGAGAAGACGCCACCAUCUAAGGCGCGUUCAAAAGCUCCUCCCAAGAUCCACUUCGCUCUUCUCGCGGGACAGCUGCGGCUUCAACUCUCCUUGCUCCAAGUACUAAGUUACCAACUUCAAGGUACCGCAGCCAGUGUCCGGGUUGCCCCAAACCUGGACCGAGACAGAGCAUGGGCGAUCGAUUACGAUGUCGGCAGACAGACGCAUUGCUUCAUCAACUCAAGCUCGAACGAGACUCAUGAGCAGAACAUUCUGGACAUCCCACCGAUUAAUGGCCACGUCGGGCUAGAAUUGGAGCCAGCGGUGACCUCGUUGUCGGUUGCAACAAGCAUGGACAGGGUGGAGAUCGACGCUUCUGCUAUUCAAGGUGUGGUUGCGGUCAUGAACAGGCCAGAGGUCCAGGAUGUGGUUGCAGGUAUCAGACACAGCAUUGGAGACAUCCAAAGAGACGUGGAAAAGUUGAAGCCUCAGUCUCCGCCUGUUGAGUCUCAAGUCACUCGUGGCCGCCCACUGGUUGCUUUCGAUGUUCGCUUUGCUCUCCUUGGUGUAAGGGUGGCAACCAAAACACCGCAAGGCCACAACACCGCCUCCGCCGGAAUAGAGCUCGGCAUUGGUCCCGUCUACGUCAGCGCUUCGAAUCGGGACAACUUCGAUCAAAACCAGUCCCUGCUGCCAGAGGUUCGUGCGCAGAUUCGUGACAUUGGAGCAAAGCUGCACAAGUACGUCGACGGCAGACAGCAAUCGUGCGGCAAUCUGGAAUUCGGCAUCACCCUUCAUUUCACUUCUCACCUUGAUGCAGACGACAAGGUGGCGAGAGAACUAAAGAUACAGAGCCGUGGCUUCGAGGUCAACGUGUAUCCGGACACUGCUUCCACAGCUGUAGAUGUGAUCAACCACCUUCAAGACAAGAUCAAGGACCUAGACCUUUCCCAUGAGAUGGACUACUUACGUCGCAUUCGCGACUCAAGGCGACAUACUGUCAUCCAGAAGAUGAGCAACAAGGAGGAAUCCACCAGCGAAGAGGAGGCCGCUUUCUCUGCAACCGACUUGCUCUCGGUGUCUACAUCCGUCGAGCUUACGGGUAUACGUGUCGCAUGGAUUGUUCCUACAGCAUAUGCUGGUGGAGGACAGCGGCAAGUCUCCGAUCUAGUCCUAAGCCUCGAACGCAUUGAGUUCACCACUCGCGGCGGCCACGAAGCCAAGCUGUCCAUCCAGGAUAUGCAGCUCCAGCUUGCAAAGAAAGAUGCCGCCUUGGUGAGGCGUUCUUGGAACUCUGCCCUGCUAUCCGAAGUCAGCUUUAGUGUGGCUUACUGGUCAGUUGGCAAGAACCGAAGCAUAGCCUUCAAAGCUGCAGGCAAACCGCUCGAGAUCCGAUUAGAAUCGAAGUUCAUUGUGGAAGCCGAUGCUGUUCAAAAGUCGAUCCACGAUGCUGUUGAGAAGUUCAAGCUGGGUACCGCGACAUGGAAGACCCGGGCCGCCUCGAUUGGAAAGCCACGGGCAGAGAUGUUCGACACGAAACUUCUGUCCUCUCUUCUGAUGGAGGCUGAUUUUGCGGGCGCUAUUGUGUACGUUCAAGGUACUGGUCCUCGUGACAGAAGUCUCUCUCUUCUCGCAGCUUCGUCCCAGCAACAAGGGUCUCAUCAUGGACGCUACGGACAGUUUGCGGCAGAUGGAGCUCAGAUGCAGACGACACUCAAAGCUCCUGGCAUUGCUAUGAAGCUCGAAUACCACGCAAAGAUCGAAGGACAACAGCCUACCGUCAAUGGUGAGAUACAGAUCGAGGCAUCGAACAACAUGCUGCUGCCAAACGUCGUCCCGCUGAUACUCGAGAUAUCGAACGGCGUGAAAGAAGUCAUGCAGACGCAGGAUGGUGCAGCUACACCCAAGCAAGAGCCUGCAGCAGAUCACAAAGCUUCCCAGCAUUUCUUCGAGGACGAGUCCAUCGUCACCGCCGAUCCUGCGGCCAUCUUCGGGAAGACCAAGGUCGAUAUUGGACUUCGCAUUUGUCGACAAGAGUUUGGGCUCACUUGCCAGCCUAUCGCACGAGUCGAUGCCAAGGCACAAAUGGAAGACCUCUACAUCACGAUGAAUACUAUCGACUCGGAUGAGCACGGUCGCUUCUUCGCAAUCUCGGCAGUGGUCACAAAGCUAAGCACUCAAGUCAAGCAUGUGUACUCUCGGGAGCCGACUUUCAGCUUCGACAUGGACGCAAUCAACUUGUCAGUCCUCAACAGCAAGCACCUCAGCGGAACAAGUGGCAUUUCGGCCAUCCUGAAGAUCAACCCAACCAGCACUUUCAUCAACGGGAAGCAACUACAGGAUCUCCUGCUGUUCCGUGAGAUUUGGCUACCGCCUGAGAUUCGGGCAGCGCAGUCCUCGUCUCCGCCGCCACAACAGUCUCCUGGCCGACAAGAAGACUUCUUCGCGCAGAAGUACCAGAGUGUCGCUGCUGCUGCUGCUUUCCCGUGGAAUGCCACAGUCUCUAUUGCAGAGCUUGCAGUCAACCUUGAUCUCGGCCAGAGCAUCGGCAAGCAGUCUUUCACCAUCACCGACCUUUGGGCUUCCCAGGCGAAGUCGUCCAAUUGGGAGCAAAACCUCUGCAUUGGCAUGGAGGAGAUGGCAAUGAACGGCUCCGGCAGGAUGAGCGGCUUCAUACGUCUCAACAAGCUCGGAAUACGCACCACGAUCAAAUGGCCCCAGGAUGUUGCGCAACAGCAUCGCCGUACUCCGCUUAUCCAAGCAUCGGCUGGGUUCCAGCGACUUCGCGCAAAGGCUGCGUUUGACUAUCAGGCUUUCGCGUUUGGCGACAUUGAAGGCUUCGACUUCUUGAUGUACAAUGUGCACCAGACCCAUGGUGAAGCAAAGGACAGGCUUGUUGCAGUCCUUGACUGCGAAAAGGCAUACGUCUUCUGUACCUCAACCAGUCCAGCACAAGCCCUGGGGUUAUAUCAGGCUUUCGAUCGGCUCAUACAGGAGAAGCAGCAAGCCUUUGUUCAGUCUUUGAAGGACAUUGAGAAGCACCUGCGCCGUGAGAGCACCAUUGUGCCAACCAGGUUCGGACCACGGAUACCUGAUUCACCCAUUAUCCGGCGAGACAAGAAAGAUGCCAUCGCCCUCCAUACAGAUGUGGUCUUGACUAUGGGCACCAUCAGCUUCGGCGUCUUCCCAAGCACCUUUUUCGACAGCCAGAUACUCAAGCUCGAAGCCAACAACAUCCAGGCUCGCUUCGCCGUGGGCGUGGAGAAGGGCAAGAUCCAGGGCGGUCUUGGAAUGACUCUCGGGCAACUACAGGUCGCGCUCGCCUCCGUCAAACGCCCUUCGGCAGUUCCACGAGCGCUGGACAUCUCGGUCGAUGACGUUGUCAGCAGUGCUGUAAAUGCGAAGGGAGGCACGAUCCUGAGAGUACCCAAGGUCGUCGCAUCGAUGCAGACCUGGCAAGACACCAACAGCAACAACGUCGACUACAUCUUCAAGAGUCUAUUCGAGGGCAAGAUCGACGUCGGCUGGAACCUGUCACGCAUCGACUUUAUCAAGAACAUGUGGGUGGCCCACUCUCGCUCCCUGGCUGCUCGCCUGGGUAAAGCUCUGCCAGAGUCUGCCGUCAAGAUCACCGCCGGCCCGGUCGAAGAAGGCGACAAACAAAAGUCCGGCGACACAGCCGCCGCCCAGGAGAAGAUCACGGCCGAGGUCAACCUGCCCAUGUCGAAGUACGAGUACCACGCGCUCGAGCCGGCUAUCAUUGAGACACCGCAGCUGCGGGAUAUGGGGGAAGCGACACCGCCGCUCGAAUGGAUUGGUUUGAACAGGGACAGACUGCCGAAUGUGACUCAUCAGAUCAUUAUUGUCAGCUUGUUGGAGGUGGCGAAGGAGGUUGAGGAUGCUUAUGAGAGGAUUUUGGGGUCGUCAUUCACGGUCGAGGAGCUCCGUGACCUCAUGGACAACCCGAAGAACAUUCGGAACAUGUCCGUGAUCGCUCACGUCGACCACGGCAAGUCCACCCUCACCGAUUCCCUCGUGCAGCGCGCCGGUAUCAUUUCCGCCAAGAACGCCGGUACAGCUCGAUUCACGGACACCCGCGCAGACGAGCAGGAACGAGGUGUGACCAUCAAGUCGACGGCCAUCUCGCUGUACGGCUCGCUCUUUGAUCCUGAGGACUUGAAGGACAUCCCAGUCAAGACCGAGAAGAACGACUUCCUGGUGAACUUGAUCGACUCGCCCGGCCACGUUGACUUCUCCUCCGAGGUCACCGCUGCCCUCCGUGUCACCGACGGUGCGCUCGUCGUUGUCGACACCAUCGAAGGUGUGUGCGUGCAGACCGAGACUGUGCUCCGUCAGGCUCUCGGUGAGCGCAUCAAGCCAGUCGUCGUCAUCAACAAGGUCGACCGUGCGCUCCUCGAACUCCAGCUCUCGAAGGAAGAUCUGUUCCAGAACUUCUCUCGUGUCAUCGAGUCCGUCAACGUCGUCAUCGCCACCUACUACGACAAGGCACUCGGAGAUGUCCAGGUGCAGCCCGACAAGGGCACCAUCGCUUUCGGCUCCGGUCUCCACGGCUGGGCUUUCACUGUCCGCCAAUUCGCCGCCAAGUACUCGAAGAAGUUUGGUGUGGACAAGAACAAGAUGAUGGAGAGGCUUUGGGGUGACAGCUUCUUCAACCCAAAGACCAAGAAGUGGACCAAGGUGGGCACACACGAGGGCCAGACCCUGGAGCGUGCCUUCAACCAGUUCUGCUUGGACCCCAUCUUCAGGAUCUUCGACACGAUCAUGAACGACAAGAAGAAGGAGAUCCCAACUCUCCUCGAGAAGCUUGAGAUCAAGCUGGCCACGGACGAGAAGGAGCUUGAGGGCAAGCCACUGCUCAAGGUGGUCAUGCGCAAGUUCCUGCCGGCCGCUGACGCGCUCAUGGAGAUGAUGAUUCUGCAUUUGCCAUCCCCAGCCACCGCCCAGAAGUACCGUAUGGAGACACUCUACGAAGGACCUCACGACGACGAGUCUGCCAUCGGUAUCCGGGACUGCGACCCCAAGGGCCCGCUCAUGCUUUACGUCUCGAAGAUGGUCCCGACUUCCGACAAGGGCCGCUUCUACGCCUUCGGUCGUGUGUUCUCCGGUACCGCUCGCUCUGGUCUCAAGGUCCGCAUUCAGGGCCCCAACUACAUCCCGGGCAAGAAGGAGGACCUGUUCGUCAAGUCUAUCCAGCGUACCAUUCUCAUGAUGGGCAAGUACACCGAGCCCAUCGAGGACGUCCCAGCUGGCAACAUUCUUGGUCUUGUCGGCAUCGACCAGUUCUUGCUCAAGUCUGGUACCCUCACCACUUCCGAAACUUCGCACAACCUGAAGGUGAUGAAGUUCUCCGUCUCUCCUGUCGUGCAGCGGUCCGUCGAAGUCAAGAACGCCAACGAUCUUCCCAAGCUCGUCGAAGGUCUCAAGCGUCUGUCCAAGUCCGACCCUUGCGUGCUCACCAUGAUCAACGAGUCCGGCGAGCACAUUGUCGCUGGUGCUGGUGAGCUCCAUCUCGAAAUCUGCUUGAAGGAUCUCGAGGAGGACCACGCUGGUGUGCCACUCAGAAUCUCCGACCCCGUGGUGCAGUACCGUGAGACCGUCGGUGGCGACUCCCGGAUCAUUGCGCUCUCCAAGUCGCCCAACAAGCACAACCGUCUGUACAUCUCCGCCACGCCUUUGGCUGAGGAGGUGUCCAAGGACAUCGAGGCAGGCAAGAUCGGCCCACGUGACGACUUCAAGGCGCGCGCCCGUAUCCUCGCUGACGACCACGGCUGGGAUGUCACCGAUGCACGUAAGAUCUGGUGUUUCGGUCCCGACACCAACGGCGCCAACUUGCUCGUCGACCAGACCAAGGCCGUGCAGUACCUCAACGAAAUCAAGGACUCCGUCGUCUCUGGUUUCCAGUGGGCCACCAAGGAAGGUCCAGUCGCCGAGGAGCCGAUGCGCAGCUGUCGCUUUAACAUCAUGGAUGUCACGCUCCACGCCGACGCCAUUCACCGUGGUGGUGGUCAGAUCAUCCCGACUGCCCGCCGGGUGCUCUACGCCGCUACCCUGCUCGCAGACCCAGGUCUCCUUGAGCCCGUCUUCUUGGUCGAAAUCCAGGUGCCCGAGCAGGCCAUGGGCGGCAUCUACGGUGUGCUCACCCGCCGGAGAGGUCACGUCUUCGAGGAGGCCCAGCGCCCCGGCACUCCUCUGUUCAACGUCAAGGCCUACCUGCCCGUCAAGGAGUCGUUCGGCUUCAACGCAGAUCUCCGCUCCAACACGUCCGGCCAGGCCUUCCCGCAGUCCGUGUUCGACCACUGGCAGAUCCUGCCCGGUGGCUCGCCGCUCGACAGGACCACCCUGCCCGGUCAAGUCGUCGAGGAGAUGCGCAAGAGGAAGGGUAUCAAGGUCGAGGUGCCAGGCUACGAGAACUACUACGACAAGUUGUAA
This is a messenger RNA of Saxophila tyrrhenica, 12267 nucleotides long. It is a transcript of the gene CSF1, whose product is annotated as Macrophage colony-stimulating factor 1 receptor. Lineage: Eukaryota; Fungi; Ascomycota; Dothideomycetes; Mycosphaerellales; Extremaceae. Gene Ontology annotation, cellular component: membrane. The transcript has 3 exons. Bases 1 to 12267 code for a protein of 4088 amino acids. The record is from RefSeq and is a predicted model, not a curated record. Gene Ontology annotation, molecular function: GTPase activity; GTP binding. Gene Ontology annotation, biological process: fermentation.